GGGUGAGGAGCUUCAGAAGGCGGAGUUUCAGCAGUCAUCAGCCGACAGGGAGCAGAGGUCAUCCCUGCGACAACCUCAACGACAGGGGGAACGGUCUCUACUGCAACAGCAGCAGGCCCCUCCCCUGUCCUCCUCCUCCCAGGGCUCUGCCCCCUCUGAGGGCCAAGGGGAGUGCAUCAUGGAGAACAACAGCACUAUGAAAUCCCAGACCCAUCCCCAGUCCAAGGACCAGUACACCAGCGCUGAGGUGGUCUCCAGGACCCAGACUCCCUCUCAGUAUAUAAUCGACAUCACAGCAGAGGACGCUAACGCACACAUGGCCUCCCGGGAGAACUCUGAGGCCGUCUCGGCCCUGCUGGCCUCCCAAAAUCCAUCUGAGCCCUCCUACCUCUCUGAGCCCAGCCGACAUUUGGUGCUGAACCCCUCUGUUGCCCCUCCCUCUCCCCUUCGUAAGAGCCCCUCGGAGUGUGACUUUAGGAACCAGGCUCCCUCAGUGUCAGAGUGUGACCUUAGGAACCAGACUCCCUCAGUGUCAGAGUGUGACCUUAGGAACCAGACUCCCUUAGUGUUAGAGUGUGACUUUAGGAACCAGACUCCCUCAGUGUCAGAGUGUGACCUUAGGAACCAGACUCCCUCAGUGUCAGAGUGUGACCUUAGGAACCAGACUCCCUUAGUGUCAGAGUGUGACCUUAGGAACCAGACUCCCUCAGUGUCAGAGUGUGACCGUAGGAACCAGACUCCCUCAGUGUCAGAGUGUGACUUUAGGAACCAGACUCCCUCAGUGUCAGAGUGUGACCGUAGGAACCAGACUCCCUCAGUGUCAGAGUGUGACUUUAGGAACCAGACUCCCUCAGUGUCAGAGUGUGACCUUAGGAACCAGACUCCCUUAGUGUCAGAGUGUGACCAUAGCAACCAGACUCCCUCAGUGUCAGAGUGUGACCUUAGGAACCAGACUCCCUCAGUGUCAGAGUGUGACCUUAGGAACCAGACUCCCUCAGUGUCAGAGUGUGACCUUAAGAACCAGACUCCCUCAGUGUCAGAGUGUGACCGUAGGAACCAGACUCCCUCAGUGUCAGAGUGUGACCGUAGGAACCAGACUCCCUCAGUGUCAGAGUGUGACCUUAGGAACCAGACUCCCUCAGUGUCAGAGUGUGACCAUAGGAACCAGACUCCCUCAGUGUCAGAGUGUGACCUUAGGAACCAGACUCCCUCAGUGUCAGAGUGUGACCUUAGGAACCAGACUCCCUCAGUGUCAGAGUGUGACCGUAGGAACCAGACUCCCUCAGUGUCAGAGUGUGACCUUAGGAACCAGACUCCCUCAGUGUCAGAGUGUGACCGUAGGAACCAGACUCCCUCAGUGUCAGAGUGUGACCGUAGGAACCAGACUCCCUCAGUGUCAGAGUGUGACCGUAGGAACCAGACUCCCUCAGUGUCAGAGUGUGACCGUAGGAACCAGACUCCCUCAGUGUCAGAGUGUGACCGUAGGAACCAGACUCCCUCAGUGUCAGAGUGUGACCGUAGGAACCAGACUCCCUCAGUGUCAGAGUGUGACCGUAGGAACCAGACUCCCUCAGUGUGUAGGAAGCCGGAGGUAAAGCAUGACAUGGCUGGCAGCCUGGGCAGUAAGAUGGGGUUAGUCCAUUCAGUGGUGAUCAGACCUAUAGCAUCAGUCAGUGAGUCUGCUGCUGUAGUAGAGAGAGAGAAGCAGCUAUAUUCCUCCAUGCUGCCCUGCAUUAAGAACGCCUCAUUGGCCGACGAGGCCAGGAAAUCGUACAAGCUAAGCCCCUCCCCUGAUGUCCCCAAGCCCCUCCCCUCCCCAGAGGCCCUGAAGCCGAAGCCCCUCUGCUCCCCUGACAUCGUCAAGUCUAAAACACAGAGUGUUCUGGAGACUUGUUCUAAACCCAAACCCCUCCCCUCCCCAGAGGUGUCCAAGCAUAAAGGCCGUUACCCGGACAACACACCUCGCUCCAGCUUUAAGCCCGUCCUGGCCCGAGGGACUGAGUCGCCAGGAUCUUGCACUAAGAGCCCGCUAAUCAUCGAUAAGAACGAGCAUUUCACCGUGUACCGGGACCCUGCGCUUGUCCGUCCCAACCAGGAGACCAACCACGUGUCCUAUCUGCACCCCCAGCUCCACCCCCUCCACGCCUCCUCCCACGCCUCCUGCCUCACCCCCUCUUCCACCCACCACCACACAUCCCACUCCCACCACCACCUCCUCUCCGGGGUGCUCUCUGGCCUGCCUCCAGGCCCCUUGCUGGGGGGUCAUCCCCGACUAGACUCCUCAGGGCUGGGGCACCUGGGACUAGUUCAUCACCACCCUGUCUCUCAGCCCCAGACACACAGCCACACCUCAGCCUCAUACAACCAGCUGGGGCUGUAUCCAAUCAUCUGGCAGUACCCCAAUGAGACCCACUCCUAUCCCCCCAGACUCAACCUGCCUGGGUCCAAGUGGGUGCACCCUGAAAACCCUGUCAGCUCUGAGACCAACAUGAGGAGGAACACGGCCAGCCCUUGGCUACACCACCAGGUCCCAGUCUCCUCCUCUGACAGCCUGGACCAACUGAGCCACGUCACGGUCCCCAUCCGACCAGCCAGCGCCGACCCUCACCGGUCCGACCCCCAUCCCCACCGUUCAGAACCACACCGCUCGGACCCCCACCGGCUCAUCAAGAUCAACCCCCACGCCAGCCCCCCUCUGCCAACGGCCGAGACCGCUGGAGAUCUUCACAGGGAGUAAGUCUCAGUGUUAAAUUCAG
This is a messenger RNA of Oncorhynchus keta (chum salmon), 2756 nucleotides long. RefSeq names its product repetin-like. NCBI's taxonomy places the organism in Eukaryota, Metazoa, Chordata, Actinopteri, Salmoniformes, Salmonidae. The record is from RefSeq and is a predicted model, not a curated record. Bases 179 to 2737 code for a protein of 852 amino acids. The transcript is spliced from 2 exons.